GCCCCAGAUGCGCUUUCUGCCUUGCAGAGGCUCUGUUCACCCCUUUCCCUUCUACAGCCCACUAAGUACCCCUCCAACUCUUUACCAACCCCAUAGGCACCCCACUCCCCUCUUCUCCCCCCAAAUACUCCCCUGAGGUCUACCCCAGACUCCCACCCCAUAGAAGCCCCCAGCAAUCUCCUCACCAUUCCUAGACCCCCUUUCCUCCCUGUAGAGACCCCACUCCUUUUUUUUUUCUCCUCAAUCCUCCAUCCACUCCCAGACCUGCCCUUUCUGCCCUACAAAAACCCCUUUUCCCCCUUUCAACUCCUCAAGUUGCCCUCCACAAUAUUCCCCUCCACAAUGUACCCCUCCACCCCCAGACCCUCCUUUCCACUCACAGAAGCCUCUUUCUCCUCUUUUCCCCCUCACAAUCCCCUCUCCACCCCCAGGUCCCCUUUCCACAUCACAGGGCUUCUAGCCCACCACAAUCCCCCAGUUUCCCUCUUCCACCCUUUCUCCACCUCCAGACCCUCUUUCCAGCUCACAGAAGCCCCACUCACACCUUUCCCCCCGUAGAUUCCCCACAACCCCCUAUCCACCCCCAGACUUUCUUUCCACCUCUAGAAGCCUCGCUAGCCCCUUUUCUCCCUCCCGCAACCAGCCCUAUCCACCCCUGGAGUCAUGCAGAAGAAUCUGCAGAUGUCCUCGAGGGGUUUGGGGCAUGCGGGGGUGUUCCCAGGUGGGUCCAGGGGGAUCCAUGGGUUCUUCCUGAAGGGUCUGGAGAUGUCCCAGUGGGGUCUUGAUGUCCAGGGGGUCACCAGGAUGCUCCUGGGGAUCCCUUGAAGGAUCUGGAAACUCCGAGGAUGGGCCCAGGAGCUCUGAGGAGCCUCUAGGAUGAUCUGGAGAUGUCCCACCAGUAGCCCCAUGGCCCCAUAACCACUACAGCCUCAUCUCAUAGCCAUCCCAUAUCCUUAUCCCACACCUUUAUCCCAUCCCAUAUCCAUCGCAUCCACCCCAUAGCCAUCUCAAACCCAUCUCGUAUCCCUCCCUCCACACCUCGUCCCCAUCCCCCACCCCAUUCCCAUCCCCAAUCCAUGUCCCCACAGAUCCUCAUUGCAAACAGGGCUCCCCAGUGGCUGCGGGUCUGGCUGAUGGCAAAGUGCUGGGGCAGGUGGUGAUGCACCUUUCUCCAUCGCUGAGCUCACGUGGCCAUGAGUAGGCCCACUGCCUCGCUUAUUGCCUUGUCUGUUAAGCUUCUCUCCUGGCUACAGACGCUGCCAGUAAACACUAUUGCUUGUGUUACGUUGUCAUAGGCAAUAAAAUAAGCCUGUCCCAAAGACAUUGGUGUCUUUGUUCUCCCUGUUGAGCCCAUGGAUUGGCACAACAGCGUCAGCACGCGAUGGGCACGAAACUUGGACAUCAGCAACGGGACUUGAAAGGCCAGCAUCAGGAACGUCUCUUUUGGAGAGAGGCUGAGAGACUGGGGCUCGUUGAGCCCGGAGAGCAGAAGGCUCUGGGGAGACCACGUGGCUGCCUUUCAGCACACGGGGCCUCACAGAUCACCCAGUUCCAACCCCCUGCUGCGGCCAACAGCGAGAUCAGGCUCCAGGUCAGGUUGCGCAGGGUGCCAUCCAGCCUGGACCUGAACAUCCCUCAGGACGGGGUGCGCACAGCGUCUCUGGGCAGCUGUGCCAGCAGCUCACCAGCCUCAGCCUGUGUGACACAUGGCAGGUUCUCGUGCCGUUUGCCGAGUAAAGCACAGCAAUGGUCAAUAUUUCAACCUCACCUGGUGUGCAUGUGCCUGUGAAUGCACAGGUUUCUGUUUAUUAGGCAGACAGCUGCUCUUACCGAGCCAUUAAAGUUAGGCUUGCCUUCCUGCGUACCGUAAUUCAGUAAGCUGAGCGGAACUGCUCCUGGAAGAGGAGCUGCCCUCUCCGUGCCGGUGACCUAACAGAGCUCCAGGUGACACAGGCUGAUGUCACAAUGCCUAACAGAGCUCCAGGUGACACAGGCUGAUGUCACAAUGCCUAACAGAGCUCCAGGUGACACGGGCUGAUGUCACAAUGCCAUGCGCUGCAUCACAAGCAGAUCUUCCCCGGGGCAGUGGCAGGGCCGGCACUUCCCUGCAGGGCCUGGGCGCUGCUGCAGCACUGCUCAGGGGCUCUGUCCUUCUGCGACCAGGAGUUGAUUCCGGGGCAGCCAGGCUGCUCUGGGUGACCCUCACUGACGCGUGGAGGAGCAGGGGCGCUUUGCAGAGAAUUGUUGGUUGGUUGAGGAGCCUUGUUGGCGGAGGGCAUCCUUAGUUCUGAACUGAGGCUGUCGGCAAGCCGCAUGGAAGGCUGCUGGACUGUGAGCGUCAGCUCGGAGCUGGCCUACACGUUCCCAACGCUGCUGGAACUCUCUGCUGAAGGUAAGGCUGUCCGGACCCCCUUCCCAAGGCAUCGCGCGGGGCUGCUUGCUGUCCAAAGCCACAGCUCCUGCUCUCUGCGCUUGGCUGGACGUGGCUGGGGGCUGCUGCGAGAGCCCUGCCCAAGGGUCCCGCUGGGCUCUGGGGACCACGUGGCAGCCAGGUCCCGAGAGCAGAGCUGCCCAGAGCCCCCGCUUCCUUUAGGCAUGCUCGGUCCUCUGUGAUAGGGCAGUCCGAGGCCAGGUUUCCCUGGCAGACAGUGUUUCCGGAGGUUGCAGCUCUGGGAGGAAAGGCAUCCCGUGUCCCAGAGGCUUCCUAUGUCCCCGUUUCCCCUUGGGGCUCCGAAUAAGGCUGAAAUCGGAGCAAAGCCCAGCUCCGGUAGCCAUGGUGGUGCUUUUUUGGGGUGUGUGCAUGUGCCUGCACCGAUUGCUGUCUGUGUGAGGAGCUUGCCAAGCAGCUGUGAAGAGGCUGGCUUGGAGCCUGACUUGUCUUUUCUUUCCUUUGCAGAGAUUGGGGCAGUCUGGGACGCUGUGUCUGAUUACAUCCUGGAACAGAUGAAGCUGGACAAGGGAGUCCUGAUUCCGGGACUCGGGGUCUUUGCUGGGGUCCGAGAGCAAUUCCACAGCAAAGAAGAGGCGCUUUCGGUUCUAAGGCCUGUCUUCCAGCUGGACAUCGGGGUGCUGUGGCUGCAGGAACUCCAGUCUCCCAACGACAUCAUCCCUGACAAUGUCAAGAUUGAGCCACUCAACUACCGGCAGCUCUCGCGAGCCUCCGGCGUCCCACUGCACUUGGUGUCGCGCUGCGUGCGGGAGAGCGUGCUCCUGUACUGUCACCUCCUGAGGAGCAGGGAGCCCGUCUCGUUCGUGUUCAAGAACCUCGGCGUUAUGACCUGCCAAGACGGCUUCCUCCUCAUGAGGUUCUUCUGCAGCUGCAUUGAAACGCUGGAGAGCAAUGCCCCCGUCCUCGCACUGAUCCACACCAGAUUCUGGACGGACGAUUCUGCUGACUUCGGGCCAGAGACCGCUGCCUAUGGCAUCCGCGUGUUCCCGAGGUUUCAGCUCACUGUGGAAAAGAGCAGAGCAGAGGCCGCCGCAGAAAAAAAAGCUGCCAUACAGCGGAAGAUGAGUAAAGGGGUCUCUGCCGGCAGGCUGCUGCAGAGGCGGAAGACACUUCCCCCCUCCAUGCUGCUGCAGCGCAAGCCGAGCUCAAGGCAGCAAGAUGUGGCGAAGGAGCCUUCUGGCAGUGCGCUCCCGCCGUGUGCAGGCAGCUCCCGUGGGACAAAGAAAGCGGGACAGAAGGAAACAUCUGCUGCCCAGACCAGCGCUGCACUCCCUGCCACCGAGGAGUCUAAGAGAGUGCUGCAGGAGCUCCGCAAAGAGUCUGCCCUGUGGAAAGAAGCAGACCACACGUGGCCCAUGCACCAACAGCAAAUAGAGCGAGCACAGGCAGAAAUGGCGGCAUGGGAAGGCUGGAGCGCAGGGGAGGACCAGCAUCCGCCCCAGCUGCUGGCCAGGGAGAGAGUGCGUGUUCCGCAUCCUCCAGCCCAGCCCAGGAGACAGCAAGUGGGAAGGAGAUGGAGGAAGGACGAGGGUCUGCUGCCAGGAAGUAUAAUGGGGACGGCGACCAAGCUGACACUGCAUGCUGACCUCCUUUCCCCGCGAGCGGCUCAGGUGCUCCGAAGGUUGGAGCCGCACCUCCGUCAGCAAGAGGCUUUUGCCGGCACAGCGGAAAGAAACCGGCAGAAGCUGGAGCAGAAGCGGCACCUCCUCCGGGCUGAAUGCUCGCACGGCUCCAGAGGGGAAGGUGCAGCCAUCGGUGGUGACCGCGGUGGAGCUCUCGGCACGGGGGCUGGGAAGCCGUCCAGAUUUCCACCUGUGAAUGGAAGAUUGUAGAAAACCAAAGACUCGUAGAACGGCCUGGGUUGAAAAGGGUCUCGAAGAUCACCGCCACCGGGCUGCCCAGAGCCACAUCCAGCCUGCCCUCGGAUGCCCGCAGGGAUGGGGCGUCCCCCAGCUCUCAGCAAGCUGUUCCAGCACGUCACCACCCUCCAUGUGAAGAACGCCUGCUGACAUCUAACCAAAUUCUGCCCCCCUUUCACAGUUUAAAACCCUUCCCCCUUGUCCUGUCACCAUCCGGCCUUGUCAACGGCCGUUCCUCCUCUACUCUACAGCCUCCCUUCAAGAACUGGAAGGCCGCAGUGAGGUCUCCCCGGAGCCUUCUCCUCACCAAGCUAAACAAGCCUGGUUCCCUCCACCUUUCUCAACAGGAGAGGUGCUCCAGGCCUCUGAUCACCUUAGGGGCCCUCCUCUGCACUUCAUCCAAGAGCUCUGCGUCUUUCUUCUACCGGGGACCUCAGUUUUGGAUGCAGUAUUCCCAAUAAAAAUGAAUUGGCUUUAUUUCCA
Molecule: messenger RNA, 4791 nt
Organism: Lagopus leucura (white-tailed ptarmigan)
Lineage: Eukaryota; Metazoa; Chordata; Aves; Galliformes; Phasianidae
Product: coiled-coil domain-containing protein 81-like
Exons: 12
Coding region: 2707-4281 (524 amino acids)
Cellular component (GO): centrosome
Source: RefSeq, a predicted model, not a curated record